AUGAAGGCGUUCGAGGUCGGUGGCACCACUCUCUCUCUUGCUCUCUUCACUGACGUUACCAACUCUAAAGAACUGCUGGAUUUGAUGCAAGCGGGAACACUGGAACCUGAAAUUGCAUUGCUGAAUGCUUUACUCAUACCUGACAUUUUCCCUGUGCUUGUUGCUGCUCAUAAGACACUCAUAUCCAAAUCAAGAGAAGCACUAACAACAAGGACUCUCCAUUCUGAGAUUGUUUACAAUUACUCAGGCUCUAAACAUAUAUCUGAAUCUUUGAAAAGAUGUGGUAUAUCUGACAGUACAAGUUACAUCCUUGUGGCUCGUGUUGGCGCUUCUGCUGAUGAGGUAACAGCCAUAAAGGAACUAAUCAAGGGAGAAGAAAUCGGCUUGGAGGAAUUAGAAGGACAAGCAAACCAAGCCCAGAUACAAAAGCACUACAAAAUACCGACCGUGGAGUUGGGAAUAUCUUCACUUUCAGAUGCUAUAACAUGCAGGAUUGCAGCACGAGAUGCCUUGUGA
This is a messenger RNA of Fraxinus pennsylvanica, 516 nucleotides long. The record is from the annotation of a GenBank genome assembly. NCBI's taxonomy places the organism in Eukaryota, Viridiplantae, Streptophyta, Magnoliopsida, Lamiales, Oleaceae.